This is a messenger RNA of Vicia villosa (hairy vetch), 1996 nucleotides long. Its product is annotated as cytochrome P450 81Q32-like. Bases 754 to 1878 code for a protein of 374 amino acids. Lineage: Eukaryota; Viridiplantae; Streptophyta; Magnoliopsida; Fabales; Fabaceae. The transcript is spliced from 2 exons. The record is from RefSeq and is a predicted model, not a curated record. Gene Ontology annotation, molecular function: iron ion binding; heme binding; oxidoreductase activity, acting on paired donors, with incorporation or reduction of molecular oxygen.
AUAUAUAAAACAAACUAUAUCACCACUCUCUCAUAACUUGAAAGAGGAAGCUCCAAACACCAGAAUGGAAGAAAUAAAAUGGAUAAUACCCACUUCACUCUUCCUCCUAACUUUCCUCAUCCUUUUGAAAUUGAUUCAAAAGAAACAAAAGUACAAAAACCUUCCUCCUUCCCCGCCAUCUUUCCCACUCAUAGGCCACCUCCACCUCUUGAAACAACCCUUACAUCGAAAUCUCCACAACCUCACUCAAACCUACGGCCACGUCUUCUUCCUCCACGCCGGAAUACGCAACAUCCUCGUCGUCUCUUCACCAUCCGCAGUAGAAGAAUGUUUGUCAAACAAUGACAUAACAUUCGCAAAUCCAAUUCUUGGCUUCAUGUUAGCUUUCAAAUCAAGUGCUUGUCAACAAUUCUUGGCUUCAUACUUUUCUCAUUAUUAUUUAUCGUAUAUAUAAAGGUUACAGGGCUAUAUCGGUAAUUACACUAAAUAAUUACAUUUAAACUAAUUCCUAUUCACAUCCCCCUCAAAUUGAUGCUGCUUGUCAAUGAGCAUCAAUUUGCUAACAAGAAACUGAUGACGUGGACGCGGAACAGCCUUGGUAAGAAUAUCUGCAAUCUGCAACUGAGUACUGACAUGAGGAAGUGAUAUUAUUCUGCCGUAACACUUGCUGAAAAAUAUCUCAAUUACAAUAAUACAACAUUAGGGUUUGUUUCUUACGGUGAACUCUGGCGCAAACUACGUCGUUUAACAACUAUGGAGCUUUUCUCCACCAAUCGCGUUGCGAUGUUCGCGAAAGUUCGAGAAGAAGAGGUGAGAUUGUUGAUUAAGCAAAUAUUUGAAGGGUGCAAAGGAGAAAUAAUGUCAAAGGUUGAUCUCAAAACAAAAACUUUGGAGCUUUCUUUCAACAUCAUGUUGAGAGUGAUAUCUGGGAAACGAUACUAUGGUGAAGGUGAUGGUGUUGCCUUAGGAGGAAAGGAGUUUCAAAUUUUAUUGAAUGAAUAUAUAGAGCUACUUGGAAGUGGAAACUUGAAUGAUUAUUUUUCAUUACUGAAAUGGAUUGAUUUUCAAGGGAACAAAAAGAAGAUGGUGAAGUUGAUGAAAAAAAUGGAUACCUUUCUUCAGAAACUGGUUGAUGAGAAACGGAGAGAUUGGAGCAAUGAAGAAAGAAAUAUGACGUUGAUUGAUGUUAUGUUAGACUUGCAGCAGAAGGAACCAGAAUUCUACACGGAAGAAAUUGUGAAAGGUGUUAUUCUGGUUAUGCUUGUAGCUGGCUCUGAAACUUCAGCUAGAACCAUGGAAUGGGCAUUCUCACUUCUUCUCAACCAUCCAGAAAAAAUGAAUAAGGUUAGGGCAGAGAUAAACACAGUUAUACAUGAAGAUCAUCUUAUGAAUGAAUCAGACGCUUCAAAACUAAAAUAUUUACAAAACGUAAUUAUGGAGACACUUCGUUUAUACCCUGUAACUCCAAUGUUGAUACCACAUGAAUCCUCCAAUGAUUGCAAUGUUUGUGGCUUUGAUAUACCAAAAGGGACAAUACUUCUCGUGAAUCUUUGGACUCUACAUAGGGACCCUAAUUUAUGGGUGGAUCCAAUAAGGUUUGUGCCAGAAAGGUUUGAAGAAAGGGAGUUAGAUAGUGAUAUUUAUUAUAAUAUGAUUCCAUUUGGUGUUGGAAGGAGAGCUUGUCCUGGAUCUGCUUUAGCAAAACGUUUUAUGGGAAAUGCAAUAGCAUCUUUGAUUCAAUGUUUCGAGUGGGAGAGGAUUGGGAAUGAGGAAAUUGACAUGACUGAAGGAAUAAGUAUCACAAUGCCUAAAGUUAAACCUCUGAUUGCAUUAUGCAGGCCACGCCAAACUAUGGUAAAGGUUCUCUCGAAUAUAUAACUUAGGUAUUAUGCAGGUUGUGUUGUAUGUAAUUAAAUAAAUAAAAAUAUGUGUGAAAAAUAAAUAAAUGAAUUGCAAGAUAAACUAAAUAAAAAUCGACAUCCAAUAUUUUUUUUUA